Molecule: messenger RNA, 1662 nt
Organism: Daldinia decipiens
Lineage: Eukaryota; Fungi; Ascomycota; Sordariomycetes; Xylariales; Hypoxylaceae
Exons: 2
Coding region: 543-935 (130 amino acids)
Source: RefSeq, a predicted model, not a curated record
GUUGCAGAUAUUAAGAGAUACUAAACCGUAUCAGCUUCAUGAGUGGUUCAGUUGCUAACAAGUCUCCCCACUCCACCUCUCCUACUGGUGCACGACGGCCCAACACGGCUGCAGGCCGUCUACGCCCAAACCACCCAAGCCAACGGAGACCAUACAGCUACCACCACAUACGAAAUGUCCCCAUUCGUGAGUGACAUGUGGCAUUGCCCGCAACCGACCAUCUGGGGAUGUCGUUCCACAACAGCCGGUAGAGCUAUUGGUAUUAGCGGCCCUUUUUGCCUUACUGCGCGAUGUCUUAAACGUUUGAAAUAUCCAUUCAUAGAUGGGGAGCUUUGCUCCUCAAGCCUGCAUCGUUUUUACCAAAUUUGCCACUCACAUCACAAGCUUUAAGAGACUAUAACCAAGCUCAACCAAGCUCAAUCAAGCUCCGUAUCCAACAAUCCAACAACCCCAUCUCAUAAUCACAUAAUCACAUAAUCUGUUUACUUGCUAUCUUGCUAUCUUGCUAUCUUGCUAUCUUGACCCUUGACCUCGGUUCCGGGAUGGCUACUACUACCAGAUACUCGCCUGACAUCGUCCCUCGACGGGAAUCGUCACCAAGGCCGAAGAAUGCGGAAAGACGACGGCCCCGCUUACUUAGAGCCUGUGCCACAGAACCUUCUAUCACCACCUCCAACGCUUGUAAGGGACUGUUGACGAGCCCGAACACCAGCCGGAGAGCAACAGACCUACUCAGCCGCGUCGCAAUAUCCAAUGCUAACUCGUCGCCAUCAUCAACACGGAGCUUCGCCCUAGACUCGUCCGAGAUGCGCGAAGCUCGUCUAUCAGACUCUCCCCGUGAUCCACACUCGGUAUGCUACUUCAGCUUCCCCAGCUUCGACGCCUGGGAAGUCGGCGAACACCCAGACGAGGAGAAGGUGGACAGGACCGCCUAAUUCCCUAAUUCCUAAUUCGUGGCCGCGCCCCCGAAGCGCUUCUCGUGUUGGGGAGGGGGCGGCGGGACCCGCGGGGGUUCCCCGAGUUUUCUCCAUCUCACCCAAUACAACACAAUACAAUACGAACUCGUCUUACCUACUUUUCUUUUUCUUCUUUUUCUUCCACAACGCGAUUAACGGGAGCGGGCAAUAAAGCAUGACAACGGGUCACCAGGCGCCGGAGCAUUGUUAUUUUUUUGCUUGCUUGUUUUUUUUAAUGUUUGGUUUUCCUCGCAAGGCAGCAAGGGUUACCAGGAUAUAUGUAUCAUCAAGCCUGACGGAGGUAGUUGGUGGUGGUGGUGGUCGAUGGUGGUUUUGGGACAGGCGCUCGGCGAAAACAUUGGAAUUGGUGCAGAACACGCAGAAAGAGAGAGAGAGACAGAAAGAAACUUAAUGGAUUGCGAGAUCUACUGGGUUGUGAGGAGUAAAAUGGGAUACCCCCGUUCGAAACAGCGACAGGACAGGACAGGAUGGGAUAGUACAAGAGAGAUAAAAGUUAGAUUUGCCCCUUGGGCUGGGUUCUAGCUCGCCUUGUUAUAUCUUAAUAUCUAAAAUAACUAUAAGAAUAAACAACACUUUUAAAAUUUGAACAACGGUUUAGAAUUCGCUCAACGAUGCUGCGAAUGUGGCGGGGGUGGUUGGCGAUGCUGUGUAGGUAGCUAAUAGAUGCUUAGCUACGGCGCACUCA